GCGGCGGUGGCGGAGGGCCUGCGGGGGGCUCCGGGGCGGCCUGCCUUCCCUGCGGCGGAGAGCGAGCGAGCGAGCGAGCGGCGGCCGAGCGGGAGAGGACGAGCGAGCCCUUCGCCAGAGGCCUCCGCCGCGCCCUUCCUGCUCCGUCCAGGCGGGGCCCGGCGGCCGCUGCGCCCGAGCGCCGGAGAUGCGGGAGCGGCGGGCGCAGAGGGCCGGGCGGAGCGUGAGGCCGGGGCGCGGGGCGGCGGCGGAGGCGGCGGCGGCGGCGUCCCCCUGAGCGGCCGGUGGAUCUUGUCCUCCAGCGCCAUGGCUUCCGACCUGGAAAGCAGCCUCACCUCCAUCGACUGGCUCCCCCAGCUCACUCUUCGGGCCACCAUUGAGAAAUUGGGGGGGGCUUCUCAGUCGGGCGCCCCGGGAGCUGGCCGGAAGUGUCCGCCCGGCUCCCCCACCGACCCCAAUGCCACGCUGAGCAAGGAUGAGGCCGCCGUGCACCAGGACGGGAAGCCUCGCUACAGCUACGCCACCCUCAUCACCUACGCCAUCAACUCCUCGCCCGCCAAGAAGAUGACCCUCAGUGAAAUCUACCGCUGGAUUUGCGACAACUUCCCCUAUUACAAGAACGCGGGCAUCGGCUGGAAGAACUCCAUCCGGCACAACCUUUCGCUGAACAAAUGCUUCCGGAAAGUGCCUCGUCCCCGGGACGACCCUGGGAAGGGCUCCUAUUGGACGAUUGACACCUGUCCCGAUAUUUCCCGGAAGAGGCGCCAUCCGCCGGAUGACGAUCUGUCACAGGAUUCCCCGGACCAGGAGGCCAGCAAAAGCCCCGGGGGGGCCGUCUCUCUGGGCCCGGAGGCCUCCUCGCUCUCCCCCGAGUCCAACCAGCAGCUCUCCUUGCAAAGCACACACCCCAGUUACGGCCAGAGCGCGGGGCCCGUGGAGGUGGCUGCCACGGUGGCGGGUGGACAAGGCCGGGAAGGGACCGAGGGGCCACCUCCGCACUACAGCACCAGCAACGACCUGAAGUUCUCCUACUCCGAAAUCAACUUCCAGGAUCUGAGCUGGUCCUUCCGGAACCUCUACAAAUCGAUGCUCGAGAAGUCCUCCUCCUCCUCCUCCCAGCACGAUUUCUCCUCCCUCCUGGAGCCCUCCAACCACAGCUACUACAUGUACCAGCAGCCACAGGGGCCUCCCUCCGUCGGAGCUGCGCUGCCCCUCCACACUCCAACCUCGGAGAGCUGCCAGUCCCAGAGCAGCAAGCAGCAGGCGGGGGACGGCUACGGCCCCCCUCCCGUGAUGUCUCUGCACCCCUCUGCCAUGCAGCACGGAGGGUACCACCAGCACCAUCAUCCCCACGCCCACCCGCAGCAGCAGCAGUCUCAGGCCUCCCUCAAUAACGCCAGCUUUGCUUUCCCCCCCGACUGGUGCUCCAACAUCGACUCUCUGAAGGAGAGCUUCAAGGUGGUCAACCGGCUCAACUGGUCCAGCAUUGAACACUCCCAGUUCUCAGAGUUAAUGGAGAGCCUCCGCCAGGCCGAACGAAAGAACUGGUCCUUAGACCAGCACCACAUUGCCAACCUCUGUGACUCCCUGAACCACUUCCUCACCCAGACCGGGCAGCUCCCUCACCUGGGGGGGCCCCCACAGCCCCCCCGCAUCUCCGAGUCCUGUGCCCUGAACAGCAACAAGCAGGAGCAGCCCAUGGGCCAAGUGAACUAUGGUCAGCCGGCACCUCCCCACCUGUAUUCGGGACCCUCUCCGAUGUACCCGAUUCCCACCCAGGAUUCGCCAGGGUACAACCGCCCAGGUCACCACUUGGUUUCGCGGCCCCCUCCAGGAGCCCCCGAGGAGAUCCCGGAUGAUUUCAAUUGGGAUUUGAUCACCUAGCAAGCGAGAGACUUGGAAGGCCGCCCCUCCCUCCCGGAGGGUCCCUUGCAGGGGGAGGAAGCUGUGCGGCCAGUCCCAGGCCAGGCUCGGCCUCCUUCCUUGCCUGUAAAUAGAUAUAUAUUCUCUACUUCAGCCUGAGAAGCUGCCACGAGAUGCUGCCCGAGAUAAUCUCCCUCGCGCUCCUUGUUUUUACCUUCUUCUUCUUCUUUUCUUCUUCUUCUUCCUUAUUAUUAUUAUUAUAUCAUCAUCAUCAUCAUCAUCAUCCUUGUACCCAGCCCUUUUCGCGCUCUCUGCCAGCUUCGGACUUUUACGCGCUUAGCGGGCACCUUGUCUGGGUGCCAGUGGGGAGGAGGAGACUUCCAAAGAACGGAGGGCGCCUUUCAUCGUCAUCACCGUCUCCCCUUGUACAAUUCCUCUUUCCCCCAGAGGUGGCCAGGGACUCCCUUGAUUGCUGCUGAAGUGAGCGCGCCCGUGGAUCUUGAGAGUCUGUAAGAAUUAUGUUCUUCCUAAAUGUCGUAACGUACAUGUGUGUGGCGGUGAGGGGGGGGGGAGUUGGACUGAAGGAGGACUCUGCCCACUUCCUUGCACCAGCGAGCACCAGCGAGCGAAGACGGGAGGAAGACGGAGCUCGGAGAGACUGGCUGGAACGGGAAGCGAGGAGGAGGAGGAGGGGGGGGGAAAUCGUCCGACUUGCAACGCAAAGGCCGUUCGGCUGUUUGGCGGCUGCUGAAAGAGGAGUGGGGGGGGGGCCUCCCUGCCCUUUCGCCCUUCAGCCCUUGGCAGAUGAGAAGAGCCGGACAGGCCCGCUCCCUCCGUGUCAGGUGGGCUGGACCAGACCCCCGCCCACUGCCGCCAGAGCUGCUCCCACUGCCUCCUCCUCUCUUCCCCUCCUUGAAGGCAGCAGAGGAGACAAUCAAGAAGAGCCAUCCUCUUCUCCCCUUCAAGGGCCUUUUUGUUUUCAAACGUCUGGAUUUGACUUCCCCCCCCCCCCACCAACCCCUCAUUUUGCUGGAACGUGUUGUGACUUGUGAUGCAAACGUGGAGGAGGGUCUUCCCCCCCCCCCCUGCCUUGUACAGCUGAGCAAGGGAGGCUUCCUGCACGGGGGAUGAAGCCGGGCAGAAAGAGGAACAUUGUGCCAGGCAGAACGGAGCCCCUCCUGCGGCCAGGAGAGCAUCCCGACCUCUGAAGGGGACGGGGCACUCCGCGGUCGACUGGGGCGGGACGAUGGAGACCCCCUUCCGCUGCAGGGAGGGUGGGGAAUGGCAGAGGCCGGGUGGAGGAGCGUAGGCAGGCCCCUCCGAGCGUGGGUGCCACAAACGGUGCCCGCCGGGGAUUCCACUUUGAGCUGGCUCUGCCGGGGUCUCCCCUUCCUAGUGUGCUUCUUUUGGGGCCGGGCCCCUCCUUCCCCUGCAUGCCCCUCCAUCUGCCAGCCUGCUUCGUAGGGUCAGCCGAGGGGAGGGAGGUGGGGAGAGCCAGGUUGGAUGCAGAACCACCAGGGGGUUGGAGGUUCCACUGCUGGGGAGGGAGGGAGGGGAGUUUGGCCGGGGGGGGGGGCAUCGUCCGGUGAUCUCAAGGGAGACCCUGAGCCAGAUGUGCAGCCCUGGUGCUCCCACCUGUCGUGAGAAGGUUGCCUGAGGCAGGAGGCAGGGAUGGCUUCACUCCAGGUUUUGGGCAGGGCGGCUUCUGAAGAUGACCCCCCCACCCCACCCAAAGGGUCGUUCAGGGAGGCAAGAGAUCAUCCAUCAGGCUCUUCACACAGUUGCGCCUUUUUGCAUAUGUAAAUCUAUGCCAGUCCGUGUCCCAACCGCUCUCGUCCCCCCCCCCCCCCCGGUCUCCUUCUGCGUAAAGAAACUCUGUCCUCCUGGGGUGCCAUCCGAGGCUCUGCCAGCGGCCGUCCCUUUCCGUCUGCCUGGGGAAAGGGGCUCAGCCACGGAGGGGGAUCCCUCGCCUGCCCAUUGCUCCAUGGGGCCCACAAUGCUUGGUGCCGAGGAGGGGAGGGGCGGCCUCACAAAAAUUAUUUUUGUGCAUGCUUUCUUAAUUAAAAAAGUGAAUGUUUAUGGUUUAA
Thamnophis elegans (Western terrestrial garter snake) is the source of this 3950-nucleotide messenger RNA. It is a transcript of the gene FOXJ2, whose product is annotated as forkhead box J2. Gene Ontology annotation, biological process: regulation of transcription by RNA polymerase II. Gene Ontology annotation, molecular function: RNA polymerase II cis-regulatory region sequence-specific DNA binding; DNA-binding transcription factor activity, RNA polymerase II-specific. Gene Ontology annotation, cellular component: nucleus. NCBI's taxonomy places the organism in Eukaryota, Metazoa, Chordata, Lepidosauria, Squamata, Natricidae. Bases 307 to 1884 code for a protein of 525 amino acids. The transcript is spliced from 11 exons. The record is from RefSeq and is a predicted model, not a curated record.